Messenger RNA from Zingiber officinale, 1454 nucleotides. Its product is annotated as F-box protein At1g10780-like. NCBI's taxonomy places the organism in Eukaryota, Viridiplantae, Streptophyta, Magnoliopsida, Zingiberales, Zingiberaceae. The record is from RefSeq and is a predicted model, not a curated record. The transcript is spliced from 2 exons. Bases 199 to 1002 code for a protein of 267 amino acids.
GAAAGGUCGCCGUUUUCCCGAUGAGAGGACGACGAUGGACGACAUGCUGCGCCGGAUCCUCUCCAGGCUGAGCGACACCCGAGACGUCGCCGCUUGCUCCUUUGUCUCCCGGCGCUGGCGAGAGGCCACCGCUUUCAUCCCUUCCCUCCACUUCCUCAGCAAUGCCUUGCAAGGACUGUCGACGCCGACAUCUUACGCAUGGUUUCCGCCGCCGCCUCCUCCCUCGAGGAUCUCGUCAUCCACUGUCCCUUUUUCGGCCUUAGCCUCGCCUCCUGCCUCGCCCUCUGCGACCGAUCCCUCCGCUCCCUCGAUCUCCACGUGAACUUCUUCGACGGCGGGCUCGACUGCGUCAGCCUCGCCAAAGGGUUAGAGUCUCUCAAGCUCUGGCAUCCCUCCCUGAUUUCUUCUCCCAAUUGGGGUUUGCCCGCCUACGGGAGAUUGCGCAGAUUGGAGCUGGUCGGCGGCAUUGUUCUCAGCGAACAUUUGGCCGACGUGAUGCGUGCUUGCCCCCAUCUCACUGACUUGAUCCUAAUUAGAUGCUGUUCGGAAGGCGCGAUCUCGAUUGAACUGGAGCGAUUGGAGAGAUGCAAGUUGGACCUCUAUUUUACAGUGCAUUGUUCCCUAAAUCUGAACUCGCCGAGGCUUCAAGACCUUGAUAUCCAAGGAUUUUACCGGAUUCGAGUCGGCCAUAAUCACCGGUUAAAGAGGCUUUCCAUCGCAAACAGUGAAGGUAAUGUGACGAUGGUGGAUGUGGGGAAGCUACCGGAGCUGGAGUAUUUGUCGAUCGAAGGUCAACAUUGGUAUUGGAGUGAGAUAAGGACUCUUCUGCGAAAUGCAAUUGAGGUGGAGCACUUGGUCAUUAACAUUGAAUAUUCUGGCGAUUUCCUUGAACCAGAAACUUUUCCAGCGAUUCAAUUGGAAGAAUUCUUCAGCAACCACAGGAAACUACAAGUUGGAGGACAUCCACGGUGCGUUCUUCGCAGCAUUUCAGCAUGGUAUUAGUCCAGAAGAUGUGAGUUUUGAGUUCUGCUCGUAUUUUGGUAAUUCAUUGAUGAUCCUUGUUUAGAAUUUCUUAUUUUUGAUAUGGCAGUUGGAGCUAGAGUUUAUGAAGAACUUACUUUUGACAUGGCAGUUGGAGCUAGAGUUCAUGAUUUCUUCCUCUCUCGAGGAGCUGAUCGUCGCAGUGAGCUCGCCGCUGCAUUUGAAGGAGAAGGCGAACACACUCGAAUAUUGGCUGUAGCAUUGCGUGAAGCUGCGGAGGAUAUUGAUCAGAAUCUCGCAGAUGGUCAGUGAUGAGAAGGUUGAUGAUUUCUUUGAAGACAUUGGCAAUAUCAGGAACUUGUACUGCACGAUCGUCCAGAUUGACUUACAAUUAUCUACCGUGCCUGUGUAAACUAUACCAUGCAGCUCUCUAUCAGUUCUAAUGUCUGCAAGAUUAUUAAUCCUUCGCAUGU